This is a messenger RNA of Zonotrichia leucophrys gambelii, 1368 nucleotides long. RefSeq names its product spore coat protein SP96-like. The transcript is spliced from 5 exons. The record is from RefSeq and is a predicted model, not a curated record. The coding region runs from base 228 to 1106 and encodes 292 amino acids. NCBI's taxonomy places the organism in Eukaryota, Metazoa, Chordata, Aves, Passeriformes, Passerellidae.
UCCUUCCCACCCUGGGAUCUGCCCCUUCCAGCUGGGGCUGGUCCCACCUGCCCUGCUCGUGUUCCCCUGGAUCCUGCAGCAGCAGCAGCCUGGAAUUAUGGAAUGGUCCCGUUGUGCGAGGCCAACUCUCCAGGCAGCUCUCCAGGCACUGCAGCCUUCCAGGAAGCUCCUGGCUCAGCCUUCCCGUUCCCGAGCCUUCAGAACCAGAGCAGAACCCCAAAAAACCCAUGUCCUCCUCCGAGCCCAUCCUGGACAUCAAGGGAGACACGGCAGAAGCACUUCCAGAGAACCUGGGAGGAACAGGGCAGCAGAGCUCCUGCCCACCACGGGACACUGCAGGGAGUGGACAAUCCCUGGAACACACGGAGCCAACGCCAGCAGUCUCCGAGGACGCUGCGGAGCCGAGGGAGAGCCCCGGGAGGACGCAGGAGCCGCCUGAGCCCGGGAAUGCCGCGGGAUCCGGGGAGCCCGGCCCGGGCAGGGCCGCUCAGCCCGGGGGGAACGAGCCCGGCCCGGGCAAGGCCGCCCGGCCUGAGGGGAACGAGCCCCGCCCCGGCAGGGCCGCCCAGCCCGGGGCACAGCAGCCCAGCCCCAGCCGGUCCCCGCCGUGGCCUGAAGCCCCCGAGGAAAGCCCAGCCCGGCCCAGCACCCUGGACUUGGGCAGCUCCCUGGGGAGGCUGCAGGAGCUGAAGCAGCGGCGGGGCAACGACCGGGCCGCGCUCAGGGACAACGGCCUGGAGGCCACCAUGGGCAAGGCCACUGCCACCACCAUGGCCAACAUGGCCACUACCACGGCCACCACCACAACCACCAUGGCCACCACCACAGCCAGCAGCACAGCCACCUCCACAGCCACCAUGGCCACCAACAUGGCCACCACCUCAGCCACCACCACAGCCACCACUGCCACCACCACAGCCACCACCAGGGCCACCUCCACGGCCACCACCACUGUCACCACCACGGGCAGCAGCGAGGAGCGCCAGGCCCUGCAGUCAGAGCUGGGCAAGUGCAUCGAGGAGUUCCGCAGGAUCAGGAUCCCGGCCGCCUUUCCCAACAAGAAGCGGCAGUGGCAGAGCGAGCUGCUGAGGAAGUACCAGCUGUGAGAGCAGAGCCGGCUCACAUCCAGGAAUGAUCUCUCCAGGCUGGAGGGUGGCUGGCCCAGCGUGGCUCCCAAAGCGAGGAGCAGAGGUGGCUCGUGGAGCCCAUGCCAAUGUUGAAAGGGUCACAGGCCUGUCCCCACCUCAGCCAUGGAGGGGAUGCUCCACAGCCUCAGGGGCACAGGCACAGCUGGAGGCGGUAGGACAAGGAAGGAUGUCCAGGGUGGUGUUCAGUACCUGCAGAAAUCCCCACAUUUCUGAGACUGAG